Molecule: messenger RNA, 1383 nt
Organism: Papaver somniferum (opium poppy)
Lineage: Eukaryota; Viridiplantae; Streptophyta; Magnoliopsida; Ranunculales; Papaveraceae
Exons: 5
Coding region: 487-1383 (298 amino acids)
Source: RefSeq, a predicted model, not a curated record
UUAGUAGGCCCUGAAUUAAAAAAUAAAUUUAAUAAAAGCGAAAAGACUAAAUUAGCCUCAAGUAUAUAAGAGACGUCACCUACCUUUCUCUCGUUCAGACGCCAUUAUUUCAUUUCCAAGGAGAGAGAAAACAAAUCUCACUCACCUGAAACAGAAAGAAAUCUAGAAAAAAACCGAAAAAAUCAAGAAAUCUUCCUGAAAUCUGUUCCAAAACAAAGAUCGAGAUCAAAAACUAUUCAUCAUUUGCUAACCCCUAAAUCAGAGAAACAGAUCGAAAAAGUUUCAGAUUCAAAAACCAAAAAAAAUCAAAAGAAACAGUUUCAGAUUCAGUUUCAUUAUUCGCCGUUGUUACUUUCCUGUUGAUGAAAUACUCCGACGAUUAAUCACUAGAUCGGAGAAGGAGAACAAUCGUUUGUGCAUAAAAUCCAUGAAAUAACUGAUUAAAUAGAAACAAAGAUUCAGAAUCAAAUUUCUUUUGGAAUAAAAAUGGUGAAAGGAAAAAUGAAUCCCCCUAGAAAAGAUGAUACAAUUACAGGAAACCUAAGGCAGUCGUUGAAUGCAGUAAAGGAUUUAGUAAAGGUGAUAAAGCCUAUAGGACUGACUGAUAGGGCUCAAAGAUAUCUUAGGAGAGCUGCUUACGGAGAACUCGUAAUGAUGUAUUACGAUGACUAUGAUACAACUGUACCAACUACAACAAGACAGAUAACUACCAACAAACACGGCGUCUUGAAGCUCUUGAACUGCUUUGACAUGGAUUGUGAGACACCAUGUUCAUUCAGGUUUGCUGAUGAUAAGAUUAUAGAGUCUACACCGGCAAAGCUGGCUGGUAUAUUUUGCAUGCAGAGGAUUGGAAGCAGAAAGGGUCAGAAGCUGUUAAAGUACUAUUGUCCUAGUGAUUUGACUGACAAUGUUUUAUACAGCAAAUACUUCACCGAUAUCAAAUCUACAAAGCAUCAGACGACGGUGACUAAGACGAACAUUUUAGAGAAGAUAAAACAACUUAUGGCAAAAAGGAGAAAAAGUGGGAAAAGAAAGAAAGUUGAUGAAAAGGAUCUAGUUUGCCUGAUAGGUCUUUAUCUUUGCUGUGUAUUGUUUUUUGGCGACAAAAAUGCCAAUGGAGUGAACGCGAAAUAUCUUAGUAUCGUUGAAACUUAUGAUACGGUGCUCAAGGUGUCGUGGCCUGAUUUAAUACACGAGCACUUGUUUGAAGAGAUUCAUACUAAUCUUAGUUGUUUGUCAAAUGUGAAGGCUUGUGUGCAAUACCUACUGUUAUUGUUUGCUGAACACACGCCAGCAGGAUUAAUCCCGAAAGUUGAGAACCACGAGGAAGAUAUCCCGAGGGUUGGGAGAUGGGAUAUAUACCAGAUUUCUGAUUACAUUUGA